ACAAACAUGGCGAUAGACUCGAGUGAACUCGGGUUCACGCUAACUUUACUGGUCUUUUCUGGUGUUUUGGCGGCCAGCCGGGCCGAGGAGGCGGCGGCGGAGUCGAGAAGCGGGCCCCGGAUACUCGGCAUGCGGCUGGAGAAGAGCGACACGCCGGCGGGGACCACCGAGAGAGGGGUUAUCCAGGUGACCGAAGGCAGCGACAUCCUCUUCAGGUUCUACGGGCUCCACUUGCUCCCGAACACCUCGGCGCUCAUCAAGUUCACGGAACUUUACUCCAGCGACAAAGAGGACGACACCUUCGGCGCACUCAUGACCCCAGUCAACAGGACUUGUUCCGAACUCACGAAGGACAUAGAAGUGAAGGGCUCCAUGAUGGUGACCAACCAAAACACCUCCGGCGUGGUCAGCCUCCGGAUCAAGCAGCUCCGCAAGAGCGAGGCGGUCAAGGUGUUCGGCUUGUGCGUCCGCGACACGCAGGAGAAGGAGGAGACGUGGAACCUGAUGGACGACAAGGACGGCAGGGUGCGCGUGGUGGAGGUGGCGAAGUCGCUGCUGCCCACCUGGCUGCAGGUGAUCAUCAUCUGCUUCCUGCUGGUGCUGUCCGGCAUGUUCAGCGGGCUCAACCUCGGGCUGAUGGCGCUGGACCCGAUGGAGCUGCGCAUCGUGCAGAGCUGCGGUACCGAGAAGGAGAAGAAGUACGCGCGGAAGAUCGAGCCCAUCCGACGGAAGGGCAACUAUCUGCUGUGCUCGCUGCUCCUCGGGAACGUCCUGGUGAACACCACCCUCACCAUCCUGCUGGACGACCUCACCAAGUCCGGCAUCGGCGCCGUGAUCGCCUCCACGGUGGGCAUCGUGAUCUUCGGCGAGAUCGUGCCGCAGGCGCUGUGCUCGCGGCACGGUCUGGCGGUCGGGGCGAACACCAUCAUGGUCACCAAGUUGUUCAUGCUGCUGACUUUCCCCCUGUCGUGGCCCAUCAGCAAGCUCCUGGACUGCGUCCUGGGCCAGGAGAUCGGCACCGUGUACAACCGGGAGAAGCUGGUGGGCAUGCUGAAGGUGACCGAGCCGUACAACGACCUGGUGACGGAGGAGCUCAACAUGAUCCAGGGCGCGCUGGAGCUCCGCACCAAGACGGUGGAGACAGUCAUGACGCCGGUGGGCGACUGCUUCAUGAUCCACAGCGACGCCGUGCUGGACUUCAACACCAUGUCCGAGAUCAUGGAGAGCGGCUACACGAGGAUACCCGUGUACGAUCACGAGCGCUCCAACAUCGUGGACAUCCUGUACGUCAAGGACCUGGCCUUCGUGGACCCGGACGACUGCACCACGCUCAAGACCAUCACCAAGUUCUACAACCACCCGGUCCACUUCGUGUUCCACGACACCAAGCUGGACUCCAUGCUGGAGGAGUUCAAGAAAGGGAAAUCCCACCUGGCCAUCGUGCAGAAGGUGAACAACGAGGGGGAGGGAGAUCCCUUCUACGAGGUGUUGGGCUUGGUCACCCUGGAAGACGUCAUCGAGGAGAUCAUCAAAUCCGAGAUUCUGGAUGAGUCGGACCUUUACACUGAUAACCGCAACAGGAAAAAGGUGGUGCCCAAUAAGAAUAAGAGAGACUUCUCCGCCUUCAAAGGCGAGAGCGAAUCAAAAGUGAAGAUCUCUCCUCAGCUGCUGCUGGCCGCCCAUCGCUUCCUGGCUACAGAGGUGAGCUUGUUCAGCCCGUCUCAGAUCUCGGACAAGGUGCUGCUGCGAAUCCUGCGCCACCCCAACGUGAUCCAGGAGAUCAAGUUCAACGACGGCGACAAGCGCUCGCCCCAUCACUACGUCUACCAGAGGGGCAAGCCCGUCGACUACUUCGUUCUCAUCCUGCAGGGACGAGUGGAGGUCGAGGCCGGCAACGAGAACAUGAAGUUUGAGACCGGACCGUUCUCCUUCUAUGGUGUCAUGGCCAUCAGCGUUCCCACACUGGUGGCUGCACCUCGUCCUCGCCACCUCCCCUUUAAGAGGUUUUCUCUGUUUUCUCGGUUGCCAGAGUUUCGUACGCCGUCCCACCACGGCGAGUUGAACCGCACAGCGUCUCUGAGUGGCGCCGACCGGACAGACUCGCUCUCCGUCAGCGGCAGCAACAGCCAGCUCAACAGCAGCAUCCCGGCGCAGCAGUACACGCCCGACUUCUACGUCCGAGCGCUCACUGACCUGCAGUUCGCCAAGAUCACGCGGUCCCAGUACCAGAACGGCCUGAUGGCGUCCCGUCUGGACAGCACGCCCCAGUCCCCAGAGAGCGGCCACAACGUGCUCUGCCUGGAUCAAACCACUCCGCCCGCCACCGCCAACACCACCAUCACGGACCUGGGAGCCGACUCCACCCCGACGGAGAACGGGCCGGACGAGACGACGCUCCUCCUCCUCAACGAGCAGAACUUACCGCACACAGCCAACCACCACAGCCAGCUGGAAAACAGCAUCUGACCGCCACCACCACCACCACCACCACCACCAUACUCCACCGUUUGCACGCAUGCACUACUACGCUCGAAUGUAUGCUGAGGAGGGGAGCGGUGUUUAUGUGUGUGUGUGAGUAGGAAUGCAGACACACUGACGUAAAGAGACAAGCCAUGUGCAUGCAUAUUGUGUAAAUAUGCAAAGGAUUAAACACACAUUUUAUUGUGGGAACGUUUCCAUCGUAAAUACUCGCCACAAAAACCCAACACUCAUCUAUGGUAGUCCAUCGGCAGAAGUGUGUGUGUGUGUGUGUGUGUGUGUGUGUGUGUGUGUGUG
Messenger RNA from Anarrhichthys ocellatus (wolf-eel), 2775 nucleotides. RefSeq names its product metal transporter CNNM4 (gene cnnm4b). The transcript is spliced from 8 exons. Gene Ontology annotation, biological process: magnesium ion transport; magnesium ion homeostasis. The coding region runs from base 7 to 2466 and encodes 819 amino acids. Gene Ontology annotation, cellular component: plasma membrane. The record is from RefSeq and is a predicted model, not a curated record. Gene Ontology annotation, molecular function: sodium ion transmembrane transporter activity; magnesium ion transmembrane transporter activity. NCBI's taxonomy places the organism in Eukaryota, Metazoa, Chordata, Actinopteri, Perciformes, Anarhichadidae.